Messenger RNA from Penaeus vannamei (Pacific white shrimp), 693 nucleotides. The record is from RefSeq and is a predicted model, not a curated record. Lineage: Eukaryota; Metazoa; Arthropoda; Malacostraca; Decapoda; Penaeidae.
AUGGAGAUUGAAAUGCAUUUGGAAUUUAUCAAUAUCAUCCCUCAUCAACGGAACCCCCAAACCGUGACUGUGGUCGUCCGAAACCUCCCUCCGGCCACGACCUCGGACCAACUGCGUUCGAUCUGCAACGACUUCGGCGAGGUCGUGGAGGUCGAGAUCCCGCAAAAAGCCGGGAAUUUUCUGCACUUCAUUUAUGGGUUUGUCCGGUACAGCAGCCUAGAAGUGGCCCUGAACGCCGUGCUGAAACUGAACACACUAGUGGUUCAAGGGAGACAGCUGAAUGCAGAGGUGGCGAGAAAGCACUGGCGCAACACCAAUGAUAAAACAGUGCUUUACGACGCGCCCCACGAGGCCAAGGAGGACGAGAGAGACGAGGAUGAUCUGGAAGAAGAGGAACUGAACACAAGGAUCCUGCAGCUGUGUCACCAGCAGUGCAGCAACAUUGCAGGAGUAACAGGGAGAGAAGUCUCCCAAGUUUCCACAAGAUCAUGGACAUGCUGACCGAGACUUUCAACCGGGACGACGAAGACAAGGACACCGAAAUGGAUUCUGAUAAACAAAAUGCUGACGAGGAGUCUGGUGUGCUGACGUAGCGAUCUCUGUUUGCGGUUUUGUAUGUUGGAGUUCUGUCACGUGAAAUGUUGGAUUGAAUUAUGGAUAAUAUUGAAUCGCCGAAUAAAGAUGAGCAUGCUA